AUGGUGCAAGAUGGGUCAACAGAUGCUUCAGAACUCGCGUACACAAAAUCGAAAAGUGGUGACGAGUGGACCAUCUAUUUACAUUUGUCCAGCGAGGAAUCUCUAUUCACAGGCGAUCGACUGGCUAACAUGUUCUUUCACGCUCAAGCAACAGCUCGCAUUCUCUCAGUAAAUAAGUGCUUCGGGGGUCCUGGCGCUAAUCUGGACGGUUUUCAAGAUGGGUCUUCUGAGGGGCAGAGGAUUCCCCACGAACCGCAACAGGCGCUCCUCUCUUUGAAACUUUGUCGGAAUAUGCCUUUAUUCGCAGCCGUUUCCCACGACACCUUGUAUCUAUGGUCUUCUCGGCCAAGCGUCCUACUUGCAACCGUCCGCAGGUCUGAGUCGACCAUUCUGGAAGAUGGGGAGAACUUUGAUAUUAUAUGGAAGCCAGACGCAACUGCUCUUGCAGUCGUGACGAACAAAGGACACCUUCACUUCUACGAUAUCAGGAAGUCGGCGAGCAAGCCUCUCGACCUGCAAUUUAUCAAUGUGCAUCAUUUCAUGACUGGACCAGGAGAGGCGAACGGGAUGCAGGGCCUCAGUCUUCAUUUCACAUUGGCUCUGGAAAUCGCUACUGGGAUCCAAUGCGGGAUCGGUCGGGAUGAGGAGAUCUUGCUAUGUACGCACAAUCCACCAUCGAUCGUGUCGCUGUCCUGGCAGGGAGACGUAAUCAUCGAUGGUACGAGCGACCUGGCUGAUGUGGACUUUUACGAUGAGGCCGAUAGUGGACUGGUGCACAUCGUCUUGAACGAGCAUACUGGGCUGUACGGAUGGAUCACUGCUUUGGGCAAGGCAUACAUUGCUCAACGCUCGAGUGCUGCUCGAAGUUUGCGGACAUGGUUGGGUCUCUGCUUUUAUAAUUCGGACAGGACAAGCGCCAAAGCCACCUGCAUAGCGAUGAAUCAACUAUACUCAAUGAUAGCUGUUGGCACAACAUCAUGCCGAUGGUCCGAAGCUCAAAUAGGAGGCGUAAGCGCCUUGGAUUGGUCGACAGAUGGUCAAGCUCUGGCAGUGGGAUGGAGCUCCGGUGGUCUGUCACUCUGGAGCAUGUACGGCCGCUUGUUGAUGACGACGUUCUCCGAAGAGUUGCGAAGUUCGUCCAGCGAAGAGGACGAUCCUGUUGUGGAAGGUUACUUUACUGGCGUGCGAGAUCUGGGAUGGGGAGUGGGGGAUUUUGACUUGUUUGUGCUCCCUAAAUGCCUGCACAACGAAGACGUCACCGGUGACAUAUAUGUGCUUCCAUUCGCGAAAUCAGCUCUCGUUGACAAUUUCACCCAGGCCCGCAUCGCAUGGAAUUGCCUUCUCACCUUCACCUCGAUUGCCCUUAUAUCAGAUCCCGCCCAUUAUGUUGCUCUGAACGCCAACGGAAACUACAUCGCCAUUGCGGGAAGCCGGGGACUUGCACAUUACAGUGCUGCAUCGAACAAGUGGAAGUUGUUUGGUAACGAGCAGCAGGAGCAAAGCUUUCGAAUAAUUGGUGGGAUGCAUUGGUAUCGCAAUGCCCUGAUCACUGGAUGCGAGGAUUUGGAGACACAGACAUAUGAGAUUCGAGUUUUCUCCCGAGAAGGAAAUCUGGUCCUUACCAAUGUGCUGGUGAACGAACCACUUCCUGCUUCUGUUAUUGCUAUGGGCAUGACAGACGCAAACUUGCUCGUAUACACUGCCGACAAUGUGUUGCGGCAAUACCUUGUGACUUCGGAAGGAACCAAAAUGAGUUUGCAUGCUAGAACGACGCUUUCUUUGAACGACGUUGUACCGUCUCCAUUUGCUGUUCGAGCCGUGGCUUGGUGUCCUGCUGGAGAUGGACAACAGCAGAGCCAGCCUAGCAUUCUAGUGUUGAAUGGGGGAACUCUCCACCUGUUCAAGGAAAACUCUGAGCAGAGUUGGGAGCUGACACAAAUCAAGACCAAAGUCGAGAUUUUCUGGAUCUCGCGACCACAAGACCGCAUUGGGAAUCUGUUCAAUUCGUUAUGGGUGAUGGAUGGAAGGAAACUCCAGAUGUGGGCAAACGUCGGCGCUGGCGCUGGCCCUCUCACCGCAUGGAAUCCGACUUUAGAGAUUGCACCCGCAAUACAAGUCGACGUUGACUUCUAUCCGCUCAACCAUGUCAUGGCACUCUUACCUAUUCCCCUCGCGUUCUCUCCAGCGGUCGCGCUCAAUAAAGGUCUCGUAGCCGGCAUAGAGUCGCAGAUACCAAUGGCAUCGGCAGUCAACCAUCACUUGUACCGAGCGGAUGUGAAAACUCGCUUGUUCCUUCAUGUCCUUGUCCGACACCUCUUGUUUUACGGCGAUGAGGCGGAGGCCGGGUUCGUCACUCAAACGUAUCAGCAAUUGCCCUACUGGCAGCAUUCGCUCGAAGUUCUCCUACAUCAAGCACUGGAAGCCGAGGCUGGCACAGGUCUCAGCCCACAACAAGCCUUCCUGCGGAAGUUCACUGACUUCCCACAGAUAGUUGCGCAUACGGCACGGAAAAGUGAAGCCUCGUUGUGGCCCUACUUCUUCUCGAUUAUCGGGGAUCCCAAAGUGCUGUUUGAGAUGUGUCUAAGAGAUGGUACACUACGCUCGGCUACAUCAUACCUUGUGAUCGUGCAAUCUUUGGAAUCUACAAGCAUUAGCGGACAGUUAGCGCUGGACCUAUUAGAACGUGCGAAGGCAUUGAAGAACACAGAGAUCCGCCAAGAAGUGCUUCGGUUCCUAACAUCCAUAGAGGGAGAAGAUGGGGAGCACUUCAUGGAGAUUUUGAAGCGGAAGCAUGAGAUAUAA
This is a messenger RNA of Fimicolochytrium jonesii, 2802 nucleotides long. Its product is annotated as RIC1-domain-containing protein. Gene Ontology annotation, cellular component: Ric1-Rgp1 guanyl-nucleotide exchange factor complex; cytosol; Golgi membrane. NCBI's taxonomy places the organism in Eukaryota, Fungi, Chytridiomycota, Chytridiomycetes, Spizellomycetales, Powellomycetaceae. The coding region runs from base 1 to 2802 and encodes 933 amino acids. The record is from RefSeq and is a predicted model, not a curated record. The transcript has 24 exons. Gene Ontology annotation, biological process: intracellular protein transport; retrograde transport, endosome to Golgi. Gene Ontology annotation, molecular function: protein binding.